AUGGCGGCUGCUUUUGCUGAACUCGGGCUCAUGCCCGAGCUCAUUCAAGCUAUCGACGAUAUGGGUUGGGUUUUCCCGACACCUGUUCAAUCGGAGGCGAUUCCGCUGAUCCUCGGCGGUGGUGAUGUUUGCGUCGCCGCUCCGACCGGCUCCGGAAAGACGGGCGCUUUCUGUUUGCCAACGCUCCAGAUCGUUCACGAGACACUAAACUAUACUUCAGCUGCCGAUCAAUCGCGAUCGGGAGCCUCCUCGAACCCUGACAGAUGGAAGAUGAGCGCGCUUGAUCGCGCACCGCACCUGAUCCUGGACGCGAGCGGCUUGCUGUGCGCUUCCACAGAGCUCCACCAAUGGAGUGGCGGUCGGGCGGCCUUUGGCAUGCUACCAUCGGCACGGGGCAAAUGGUACUAUGAAGUGCAGGUCCUUGGUGAUGGACUUUGUCGGGUCGGUUGGAGCGCUGCUUGUUCGACGCUUGCGCUCGGCGAGGACGACUUGUCGUACGGAUUCGGGGGCACUGCCAAGAAGUCUCAUUGCGGAAAAUUCGAGUCCUACGGGGGGGCAUUCGGAAAGAACGAUGUUGUCGGUGUGGCACUCGACUGGGAAAACGGUGAGAUUUGGUUCUCAAAAAAUGGUGAGCCGCUCGGUCGUGCGUUCAGCAUUAACCGCAAAACUCUGGGCGAUCGUGCACUAUACCCGCAUGUUUACUUGAAGAACAGUCAAGUGCGCGUCAUCUUCAGCGACACGAGCUAUUUGCCUGGAGCUGGCUUCCGAGAAGUCGGCUCCGCAGGUCCACAAGAACGAACGACGCCUGAACGAGAAGGCGCUGUUGACUUGCAAGGCACGCACCGACCCUCGAAUGCACCGUUGAUGCUGAUCCUGGAGCCAACGCGAGAGCUGGCACUCCAAGUGCAUCAGGAGCUGCACCGCUUUAGCCGCUUCCUCGACGAGGACCAGACGUCGUCAUCAGAGAAAGUACAGUGCGUCUUGUUCACAGGCGGCUCCGCGAGCCAAAACGAGGCACUCGGCGCUCCCCAGUCGCGAAUCGAUAUUGCAACCUGUACACCGGGGCGCCUGUUUGAUGCGAUACGUACCAAACAACUAGAUGUACGGGCAGUGCGCUUUCUUGCCCUUGAUGAGGUAGACGGGUUGUUGACAAUGGGAUGCGGUUCCCAGAUUAUGCAGUUGCUGGGCAUGAUUCCUCGUCAGGGUCGGCGGCAUCGGCUCCAGAUCAUCAUGUUUUCGGCGACCGUGAACGCACCACGGGUCCGUCAGCUCAGUGAUCGAAUCCAGGAGCACGCCACCUGGGUCGAUGUACGCGGCCCAGAGACCGUUCCAUCCACGGUGGAUCACCUGGUGGUGCGUAUCGACCCGGGGACUGCCCUCCAGCUGGUACAGGAGGAGGAGGGGAUAGCACCAGCACCAGCAGCAUCGCUUCCAGCCACGGAUGCGGUUCAUGUUGGUGUGGACUAUCGCGAUGCGGAAACGGCCUCAUUAUCGCAGAGGAUCAAACUUGCGAAACCUAUUCUAUGCCUGCGACUUUUAGAGGUCUUCCAGAUGGACCAGGUGAUGAUCUUCUGUCGCACGCAACUCGACUGUGACUUGCUGCAGCAGUUCCUGGAGCAGCACGCAGCGAUCCGAGGAGCGACUGCAACGCUGCAUGCUGGACUCGCUGACCAGCAACGGCGGCAGCAUUUCACUGCAUUCAAAGAAGGCCAAGUGCGCAUCCUGAUCUGCACGGACGUUGCCGCCCGAGGUAUUGAUAUCAGCGGUUUACCGUUCCUCAUUAGUAUGACGCUACCCGAUGAGGUUGAAAACUACCUGCAUCGCAUUGGACGCGUCGGUCGCGCGGAUCGUCUAGGUCUCGCGAUAUCGCUCGUGAGUACUGUCCCUGAACGCGUCUGGUUUCACAGCUCGUGCCGCAAACGCGCCAAGGGCAAAUGCCAGAACCGAGCCUUGACCACUGAGGGCGGCUGCACGAUCUGGUACGAUGAGUCGGAAAUCCUCCGACGCCUCGAGGCCCAACUCGGGGAAGCGAACAUGCCCGAAAUCCUGGACGUGAACCAGGUAUUGCAGGCGAAGGAUCCGGCAGCGUUACAGGCGUAUGUACGCGGCCUUGCCCAGUACGGUAGGAAGCGCGGAGAAAUCGGAGCCGCCUGUGUCAACGCUGUAGAUCCAGAGCUAGAACAACGGCUUCACCAUACGCAACAAGUGGCCAGACGAGUGCAGGAACUAGAGAAAAACGUUCAGUGGCGUUUCCUCCGACGGCUGCAGAACGCUCGCUAG
Messenger RNA from Cyanidioschyzon merolae strain 10D, 2280 nucleotides. RefSeq names its product DEAD/H box protein. Lineage: Eukaryota; Rhodophyta; Bangiophyceae; Cyanidiales; Cyanidiaceae. The transcript has a single exon. The record is from RefSeq and is a predicted model, not a curated record. The coding region runs from base 1 to 2280 and encodes 759 amino acids. Gene Ontology annotation, molecular function: protein binding; nucleic acid binding; RNA helicase activity.